Chenopodium quinoa (quinoa) is the source of this 1825-nucleotide messenger RNA. RefSeq names its product U-box domain-containing protein 28-like. Gene Ontology annotation, molecular function: ubiquitin protein ligase activity. NCBI's taxonomy places the organism in Eukaryota, Viridiplantae, Streptophyta, Magnoliopsida, Caryophyllales, Amaranthaceae. The transcript has a single exon. The coding region runs from base 284 to 1462 and encodes 392 amino acids. Gene Ontology annotation, biological process: protein ubiquitination. The record is from RefSeq and is a predicted model, not a curated record.
AAAAAAAAAAAAAAAAAAAAAAAAAAAAAAAAAAAAAAAAAAAAACUGUCAUCAUCAAUUUUUCAAAUAUUUUAAUCCAAUCAUAUUCCACACGCCAAUCCUUACCUUCUUAACAUACCUUUCCAACUUCCCCCCUUUGACUAAACACUCUCCUAACCUCUGACCAUUGACUUUUUGACUCCACCUCCUUAUAAAACCCCUCCUUUCUUCCUCUUUCUCUCUCCUCAACAACCCACCAUCUUUCUCUCUCCUUUCUCUGCAACUCACAUUUUCUCUCUCCUCCAUGAAAAUGGCGAGACCUCAAUCCGAGCUUUGCAUCAGCAUCCCAACCUACUUCCGCUGCCCAAUCUCUCUCGAACUCAUGAAAUCCCCUGUUUCUCUCUCUACUGGCGUCACCUACGAUCGCACCAGCAUCCAAACAUGGCUCGAUGGCGGCAACACCACUUGUCCUGCUACGAUGCAAUCUCUCUCCUCGCCUUCCUUCGUCCCUAACCUUACGCUUCAUCGUCUGAUUCAUCUUUGGUCGGUCUCUCACUCUCUCUCUCCUCGGAUUCAUCUCUCGGCGAUUCUGAAGGAGGUGGAGUAUGCGCGUGAUGUUACUCUCUCGUUGAAGAAGAUUCUCGAACGAGUGGCGAAUUCUGAGGAGGAUUGUAGAGUUUUGGAGAGGUAUUUGGAUUUGAUUGUGAAAUUGAUUGUGAAAUCUGAUGAGAAAAUCGAGAAUCUGGAGUUGAUCUUCAUGAUUUUGAGUUUUUGUGAUGGCCAGAAGAUUAACAACAAAUUGAUGAUGAAUUCUGGUUGUUUUGAUAAAUUCGUUGUUGUUUUGCGAAAUGGAAGCGUCGAAUCGAAGAUCGCAGUCGCUAAAAUUGUGUCGAAAAUCGCCAUUGAUAAGAAAACAAUAACCUCGUUGAUCGAAACGCGGAGUUUGAUUGUUGAGCUUUACAAUUUGAUCAAAUGUGAUUCAGAUUCUUCAAUUGAAGCUGGAUUAAUGGCGCUAAUCGCAAUCGCAACCACAAAAGCGUCGAAAAUGGAGGUGGUAAGGUUAGGGGUGGUGCGUAGAGUAUCCGAGAUCAUCUGCGACGCAGGGAGAAAUGAAACCAUGGUUAUUCAAAAAUCAUUGGAGAUGCUAGAGGUGAUUGCCACGUGUACGGAGGGAAGAGCGGCGAUCAUUGAGGCGGAGAAAUGUGUGGUGGAGAUCGUUCGGAGGUUGAUGAAGGUGUCGGCGAAGGCGACCGAGCACGGUGUCGCGGUGUUGUGGAGUGUCUGCUAUCUAUUUAGGGAUGAGAAGGUGAAGGAAAUAUUGGGGAAGAACAAUGGUUUAGGGAAGUGUUUGGUGUUGCUUCAAAGUGAUGUUUCACCAAUUGUUAAGCAAAUGUGUGGUGAUUUGGUGAAGAUUUUGAGGGUUAAUUACAAGUCUUGUUUGGGUGGUUAUGAUACCAAAACCACUCAUAUUAUGCCAUAUUAAAUGUUGUAAUGAAGAUUUUAGGCAAGCAAAAGAAUGAAAAAAGUUGGAAGAAAUGCAAAUUUAAGUUAGAAUUUGGGGGUAGGUUAGGGUGGAGUUAGAUAGGGUUAAAGAUUUCAUUGUUAGUUCAAUGGAAAAACUUGUAAAUUUGAUACAAAAUUGACCAAUACAUCAUACGUGAAAAUACUUGGAUUAAAGAAAUUUAUGUCUACAGGCAACAAGUUAUGUUUCUUGACAAUAUAUAUUGUGUAAUUUGAAGUAGUGUUAUCCGGUAAAAAUGUUGUCUAGUUCUUGAUAGAAGUAAUUUGUUGAAAACAUUUUGUGUACGGGAAGUAAUAAAGGUAUUUGUUAGAAAACCAAUUCAAU